Molecule: messenger RNA, 13187 nt
Organism: Diabrotica virgifera virgifera (western corn rootworm)
Lineage: Eukaryota; Metazoa; Arthropoda; Insecta; Coleoptera; Chrysomelidae
Product: zinc finger protein 345-like
Exons: 10
Coding region: 182-2380 (732 amino acids)
Biological process (GO): negative regulation of transcription by RNA polymerase II; regulation of cytokine production; regulation of immune system process
Cellular component (GO): nucleus
Molecular function (GO): zinc ion binding
Source: RefSeq, a predicted model, not a curated record
AUUUCUAAAGAAGUGUAUUGAUAUAUUGUAAUGUAAUGUUGAUUAACAGAUUAAAAAUAUAUUAUAAUUAUAUGUUUGAAAAAACAUAAAAAUUAGGGAUUGUUUGACGGAAUGGGGAAUUUUAGUCAUAUUCUACGGGAUGAAAAGCUGUCUAUUUUGGAAUGAAUUUUUUUAAACAAAAAUGGAGGUUUUGACUUUGUUAUCUGAUUCAAAUUUUUGCAGGCUUUGUGCUGAAAAUAACGAGCAUGGCAUACACUUAUUUACACCAGACGAAAGUAAUUCAAAUUUACAACAAUUAAUAAAUAAAUAUUUACCUAUAGAAGUUGAAAUUGACAAUAAAUUUCCAAAAUAUAUUUGUCCAGGAUGUCACAUUCAGCUGGAAUCCACAAAAUUGUUUUUAGACUUAAUAGUGGAAGGACAAGCAAAGUUAAGGGAAAUGUACAAGAAACAGCAAGAAAUAUUACAAAAACAACCACUUGAUAUUUUCUCCUCUAUCAGUUAUCCUCUUUAUGCAGUUGAUAAUGCCCUAAGGUUACAGGCUGAAGGACUGGAAAGGCCGAAAAGGAAACGAGGUAGACCAGCUAAAAAAAGUAUUCCUGAGGAAGAACUUAGCAAUCAGGAAAUAGAGAUUAGAAAUGAAGAAAAAGAAGAGGAAGUUGAAGAAGUUGGACCAGAUGGAAGGCGAAAAAGGAAAAUUAGAGCACCUGCUAGAUAUCAAGGAGUUGUACAGGGUAAAGAAUUAGAUGAUAUACUUAAAAAAGAAGGUGUUAUUGAUGAGGGAAAUACUUCUGUAGAAACAAUAUUAAAAGUAGAUCAACCAAAAUUUAAUAUAAACGAUUUGAUUAUUGGCAGAACGGAAGGAGAAUGUGGAGAAGAUUUAGACACACCAGUUUUUCUCAAUAAAUCAAGAUCUAAACGAAAAGCAAUUACUUAUAAGGAACUUGAAAUGGGCGUGUAUAAGUGCGAUAUUUGUUCAAAAAGAUUCAUAAAUAAAAUGUAUCUUGACCUUCAUGUAGAAACCCAUGAAAAUGAGGAUCUGAACGCUGUACAACCAGAGACUAUUCUAGAAGAUCCGUGCAAUACCAUAGUAGAGUCAAUAGAACAGGUUACUUUAGAGUUUAACGCGAUUGAAACUGCCGGAAAACAAAUCGAAGAAUUUUCAUUGGAUAAUAACAAUCUUCAGGUCCCAGAUGAAAAUAAGCCCGUUUGUAAUAAAGACAUACUAGAGCUACACUUAACCGAAUGUAAUAAAACGAAAAAUUAUACUUGUAAUAUUUGUGCUAAAGUCCUACACCAUCCUAGCAGCUUGUUGUAUCACAAAGAGACCGAACACAACAAUAAGAGGUUCGUUUGUAUUAUAUGUGAUAAACGGUUUAGACAUCGGACGCUGUUGCAAAAACACCAGGUGGUUCACAGCGACAAGAGACCGUACAUUUGCCAAAUAUGCAACUCCGCCUUUAAAUCAGUAAGUUACCUGGUGAACCACCAAAAGAUUCACUCCGGCGAAAAGAAGUACGAGUGUACUGAAUGCGGCCAAAAGUUCGCCCACAAAACCUCAUUGGCGGUGCACCAGCGCGGGCACGAAGGAAUCAAACCCUACGAAUGUGAAUUUUGCCAUAAAACCUUCUCACAAAGCGGGAAUUUGUUGGAACACAAAAGGAUACAUACUGGAGAAAAACCAUACUGUUGCGAGGUGUGUGGAAAAAAUUUUACUACGUCGUCGCAGAUGAGGAUGCAUAUGAAAAUCCAUACAGGAGAAAAGCCUUGGGUAUGUGCGACGUGUGGAAAGCGUUUCUUACAUAAAGACUCAUACACAUUUCACGUUCGUCGUCAUCAUAACGAAGAACCGCAUAAGUGCGAAGUGUGUAGUCGAACCUUUAUUACACCCUGGGCUGCCAAAAAGCAUAUGCGCUCUCAUACCGGUGAAAAGCCGUAUAAAUGUGAAUUUUGUCAUAAAACGUUUGCAGAUAGAUCGAAUAAAGAUAGGCAUUUUAAAAUUCACAAUAAAGACCAACAAGGUCUGGUGAAUACUCUGCAGUUGUCUCAGUUGCUCGAUGAACAGGGAAAUCCAUUGAAGAUCACGCAGGAUGGACACACUGUAUCUAUUGUUACUUCCGGAGGAGAUGAUAGCAACUUGCAUGGGAUGCUACCCGAUGGUAGAUUGAUACCGAUAGAAAUUACAUCGGCUCCGGAGAAAGACUUUGACCUGGAAAUGGACCAAAGUCCUACAGAGGGUCUUUUGGAACCCAAUUCUUCCGAUGCAAUGAUCCUGCAAGACGUGUUGGACGAAGAUAUCGUUCCAAGUUUACAGGUAUUGACAGAUUCCCAAGGACAACAAGUAUGCGUGAUAACAUAUUCAAUUAAAGAAGAAAGUGAGUAGAAGAAUUGGUGCAAGACUGGGUUCUAGUCAAUAAUUGAUGCAGAUGAAGAUUUCCUAUACGUUUUUUUUUAAAUACUACGUACUAAGUUAUAUACAGAACGUGUUUGUGUCAUAUGAAAGAAGUCUCAUUGUUACAGGUUUGCUCUUGAAUUCAUUUUAUAAAAUUCCUGUUCCAGUCUUGUUUCUUUUAGGAAACUUAUGAAUGUUAACCUUUCAAGCUAACUUUUAGAAUGUUAAGCUUUUAGAGAAAGAAUGAGGGAGAGGUAGAGGGAAUUCCAAACUAAAAUCAGACAUUGUUAUUAGAAACUUGUGUUUAGUUUUUAUAGUAGGUAUCGCAAUGAAGAAGUGCAAAUUUGUAAAUAGGUCUGGAUCCCGCGUACCAAAAAAAGUUUAUUAAUAAGCAAGCUGAAUCAAGUAUAUUCAAAUGGGAAAUAAGCCACAAUUUUACCUAAAAAUGAUUUUAUUAACGUUUCGACGCCCAAGUCGGGUGUCGUUGUCAAAAUACAAAAUAAUACUAAAUAAAUAAAAUGUUGUUGCUUAGUAAAAAAUUCUUCUAAUAAUUUAUUUAAUCUGACUCAUUUAUAUCGGUAAUUCAGACACGUAUUAUACAUUUUAAAGUAGACGACUUUAAAAUUAUAUUGCCAAUAUUGAUGAGUUGCGUUCCUGGGACGACUUUACUAAAAUAUAGUUCAUUCGAUUACAUGAAAUCAAUCCCAACUCAAGAAUAUCCGCCACAAAAAAUCAUAGCAUGUGAUCUGUCUUUAAAAAGACAACCAAAUGCAACGGUGGCACUGAAAUUCUCGCGUUAGAGAUUCCAUAGUAAAUCACGAGGGAAAACCAGGAAAAACCUCGUGAUACUAUCCCGACAUCGUAAGUAUUUGGGUUUACAUUUAGUUUACUCUCAAAACUAAUACCAAAUUCUGACUUGAUAUUUUAAAUUUUAAAUAAUACUAAAAUACUAAAUAUGUACUAACUCGAUUGUUACUGAUUUACUAAUUGUGGUAUUUUCUUUCUAUUGACUUCCUCCUUUAAUAUGGGUAACCACAUCCUACUGCAUUCUACCGAGGAAUUUGCGACACAAUUGGUUUCAUUUAGCAUAAUUAGAGCCGCUUCUUUGAUUUUUCUCUUUUUACUAUCUGCUUCUUUUAGGACUAUAUUUGAAUCUCUCCACUGAACUCUAUGUUCAUUAUCCCAAGCGUGUUGACAUAUUUGAGAUCUAUCAAAUUCUCUAUUUUUUAUAUAAGACUGAUGUUCAUUUACUCUAACGUCUAAUGGUCUUGACGUUUCACCUAUAUAAAAUUGUUCGUAUUCACAAGGUAUUUUAUAAAUACAAUUCUUUGUUCUUGCUUGUUCACUGUUAGGUUUAGUUUUAUAUAGAAUAGAUCUCAAUGUGUUUGUUGUUUUGAAUGUUGUUGAUAUGUUGAAUUUAUUUCCUAUUGUUUUAAGUUUCUCGGAUAGUCCUUUUACAUAUGGUAUUGAUAUUUUCCUCGUAUUAUUUCUUGUGAAUGUUGUAGGAUCCCGUUCUAAGUUGUUCUGUUCCAUUCGAUCCAAUCUUGACAAUUCCUUAUUUAUAAACGAUAUGGGAUAAUCAUUUUUUUAAUAAAACAGAUGUUAACAAUUGUUUUUCUUCUAAAAAUGAAUUUUCGUUAGAACAAGUAAUUUUGGCUCUAUCAUAUAAGGAUAUAAUGAUUCCCUUUUUAACGUUGAUGUUAUGAUUUGAUUUGUAAUUGAGAUAUCUGUUGGUGUGUGUUGGUUUUCUAUACACUUGAGUCUCAUAUCCAGUAUCCUUCUUUGAGACCAAAACAUCUAGGAAAGGUAGGGUGUUAUUGUAUUCCUUUUCCAUUGUAAACUUAAUUGUCUCUUCUUGAUCGUUUAUAAUAUUCAGGAACGUAUCCAACAAUUCCGAUCUAUGAGGCCAUAUGGAAAACACAUCAUCUACAUAUCUCCACCAUACUGUGGGUUUUAAAUUUUGUUUAGAAAUGAUAUUAGUUUCGAAAUCCUCCAUAAAUAUAUUAGCCAAUAAUGGAGAUAAAGAAGAGCGCAUUGCGAGAUCAAAAUUUUGUUUAUAGAAUUCAUUAUUUAGUUGAAAAUAGGUAUUAUUAGUACAUAAUGUCAAUAACUCCAUUAUAGCUGAUACAUUUAGUCUUGUCCUAGUUGUUAAUGUAUUAUCAUUUUCUAAUUUCGUUUUGAUUCUGUUUAAAGUUUUAUCUAAUGGCACAUUUGUAAAUAAACUGUUUAUGUCAAAACUUACUAAAAUAUUAUUUUAAUUAAAUUCAAUAUUUGAUAAUUUGUUUAAAAAAUGUUGUGUAUUUUUUAUAAAUGUGUCAUUAUUAUUUGCAAAUGGUUUUAUAAUAUUUAAUAAAAAUUUUGAUAGUUCACUACAAGGAGAAUUGAUGGUACUACAAAUAGGUCUAAGUGGAAUAUUUGCUUUGUGAAUUUUCGGUACUCCAUAAAAAUGUGGUGUCUUACUGUAAUGAGGUGUCAUUAAUUUUCUUUGAUAGUACGUUAGGUCAUUUUUAAAUUUGAAUAAAGUUCUAUAGAUUUUGUUUUCCAGUGUCUUCGUUGGAUUCUUCGUUAAUUUGGUAUAAGGUCCAUUUGUAAUUAGAUCUGUAAUUUUGUCCUCAUAUUGUACUUUAUCCAUUAUUACAGUUGCAUUUCCUUUAUCCGCUGGUAGGAUUGUUAUGGAGUCAUCAUUUUUUAAAGUUUUUAAAGCUUUUAUUUCCUCUUUGCUGAUGUUCUGUUCAAUUUUAUUAGAUUUUUCCAAUUCAAGUUUGCAUAGUACCCUAUAUUGUUCUUUUUCAUGAGCUGGUAAACACUGGGAUAUUUUUUCCACUGCGCUAAUUAUGUCUAAUUUUGGAAUAGAUGGAUGAGUGACAGCAUAGUUUAAACCUUUUGACAAUACCAAAUUUUCCGUUGCAUUUAAAUGUCUAUUUGAUAGAUUGACAACUGUCGCUAAUAUGUCAUUAUUUCUAUUUAGGUUAUCAAAAGUAUGUAUACUAUUUUGUUCUAAAAGAAUAUUAAAUUUAUUUAAAUGUAUAUUUCUUUGUUUCUGAUAUGAAUUUUGAUAAAUUAUGUGUAAACUAAAAAUAAUUCGAUCAAAAUCAGAAUUUGAUAUCAUUCCGUAAAGCAAAUCUUCAAUACUUACGAUGUCUUGUUCAAUAAAAUAUAAAUUUGAUCUAUGAAAUUGUAACCUUUCCCGGAUCAUUGACACACUGGCUCUAUGUAAAAUAUUUUGGAGUCUUCUGCUUGAGUAUGCUGGCCGUAACCUCAAGCCUUUUGGUAUUAAAUUGUUGUCUCUACAUCGUCUUAAAAAUUUAAUUGAAUUUUGACAGUGUGCCAAGUUCUCGUACAAAGUUUCCAAUCUCCUAAAAUUUUGACAAACGCUAGGCCCAUACCGGUUUCUUAAUGUUGUUCUGAAGCUAUUUUCUUGUGGCAUUUUUAUAAUCAAGUAUAUUCAAAUGGGAAAUAAGCCACAAUUUUACCUAAAAUUGAUUUUAUUAACGUUUCGACGCCCAAGUCGGGUGUCGUUGUCAAAAUACAAAAUAAUACUAAAUAAAUAAAAUGUUAAAAAUCAAAAAUGAAUAACCAUUUUCAAUUUCGUUGCAAAACGAAAAUACAGCCGAACCAUAUUCCAGUCCAAUCAGAGAGUGCUGCAAGCACCUCUACCGGUUUCGAAACUUAUUAGUCUCUCAUCAGGAGGCACAUAUGCUGCUCUCCCUGAUCCAACCAAAACAAACCCCAGCGUGCAGUCCCGAAUUGCAACGAACGAAAUGGCAUAGAUGCCCUAGCGGCAACUGCUAGCAAAAGACUAAGUUUUCACUCUAAUGGCAUAUAACAUAUCCCACCAGAAUGAAAACAAUGGGAACCUUCUCUGGUUACACCUCCGAGGCUUCUACAAUUUGCAAGCCAUACGGAUGCUGAGACUAAGGAAGAUGAGGGAAUUCUACAAUUUACAAUUCACGUCACAUCUGCUCAGCGCGGUAAAGUUCCAACGAGACUGGUUCCCUUCAUACUCCACACAGAGUAAAUGUAAAUCAAAAUUGAAAAUGGUUAUUCAUUUUUGAUUUACAUUUACUCUGUGUGGAGUAUGAAGGGAACCAGUCUCGUUGGAACUUUACCGCGCUGAGCAGAUGUGACGUGAAUUGUAAAUUGUAGAAUUCCCUCAUCUUCCUUAGUCUCAGCAUCCGUAUGGCUUGCAAAUUGUAGAAGUCUCGGAGGUGUAACCAGAGAAGGUUCCCAUUGUUUUCAUUCUGGUGGGAUAUGUUAUAUGCCAUUAGAGUGAAAACUUAGUCUUUUAAAUAAAAUGUUGUUGCUUAGUAAAAAAUUCUUCUAAUAAUUUAUUUAAUCUGACUCAUUUAUAUCGGUAAUUCAGACACGUAUUAUACAUUUUAAAGUAGACGACUUUAAAAUGAUAUUGCCAAUAUUGAUGAGUUGCGUUCCUGGGACGACUUUACUAAAAUAUAGUUCAUUCGAUUACAUGAAAUCAAUCCCAACUCAAGAAUAUCCGCCACAAAAAAUCAUAGCAUGUGAUCUGUCUUUAAAAAGACAACCAAAUGCAACGGUGGCACUGAAAUUCUCGCGUUAGAGAUUCCAUAGUAAAAGAUUAAUAAAUUAUAAAUCUGAAUUACCGAUAUAAAUGAGUCAGAUUAAAUAAAUUAUUAGAAGAAUUUUUUACUAAGCAACAACAUUUUAUUUAUUUAGUAUUAUUUUGUAUUUUGACAACGACACCCGACUUGGGCGUCGAAACGUUAAUAAAAUCAUUUUUAGGUAAAAUUGUGGCUUAUUUCCCAUUUGAAUAUACUUGAUUAUAAAAAUGCCACAAGAAAAUAGCUUCAGAACAACAUUAAGCAAGCUGAAAAUUUGUUAAUAGCUUAACGGUGUCUAGACGGACAAACUUUGAUAUAUGGGAACACUGGAACAGGGAAGUUUUUAUUGUGGAACGUGAUUAUAAUUGUGGAACUUGUCAUCUUGACAAGUUUAUGAUUGUGAAAACUAGCAGGUUGUUUUUAAGUUUAUUCAAUAGCAAACUUUAUAUAAUAUAUGAAAAAAAUGUUUGUUCGACAGAUACGUUGGGCAUUUUAAUAAGUCCGACACGUAGAACAUGUCAAAUGACAGGAAUUAUGUUUCCUUGUAUGGAAAACUUCCCCUGUUCCAGUGUUCCCGUACAUCAAAGUUUGUUCGACUAGACACCGUUAAGCUAUUAACAAAUUUUCAGCUUGCUAUUAAUAAACUUCUUUUGGUACGCGGGAUCCAGGCCUAAAAUGUAUGUCAAUUAAAUGAACUUCAAUGUAAGGAGACGUUUACUUUCUAAAUUGAAAAAAAAACAAUUUUUAAAUAUUUUUAAAGAAAAAACUAUUAUAUUUAGGAUUAUAAUUUCUUUAAGGUUUCGAGGUAUACAAAAAAAUGUUUCUAACUUUUAGUUGUUUUUCAUUACCGCAGAAGGCGUCUUCCGAAAGACGCAUUUUAAUUUGGGGGACAUUUUUCUGCCUUCCCGUAACAACUUUUUUUUAAUUCCAACGUGUUUCAUUUCGUGAGACCUAAAACUGAUAAGUAAGCCUUUAAAAAUUUAAUUGUUGUAUAUUUUUAUGGUAUUUAUACGCGAUUUUAUCAAUAGUUCGAAAAAACAUGUUUUGGGGGGUGAAUUUACCCCUGUACGAAAAAGGUGGGGCUUUUUGGAAUUUUUUAGUAAGUUUAUUUAGUUUUUUAUUUAUUAUAAAGUUUUAAAAAAAAAUUUAGUUUACUAGGAUUUAUCUAGUAGAUUUUGAGAAAAACGUCUACCAGUUUUGAAAAAUGUGAAUUCCAGAAAUUUUAUCGAAUAAAAUGGUCAUAUUUAUUUUUUCCUCUAAUCAGCAAUUGCUGGUGCAUAUAGGGUGCAUUCACUUUUCUAGUAAAAACUGUAAGUGAUAGAUCAAAGAUUUUUUUCAUAAUUUUACCCUCUUUCGAUGCCUCUCUGCUCCUUCUAUUGGUAUUGGCUUGAGCAAUAUGAGCUUCGUCGAUAUUUUCCGACCUAUUCGUUGCUAUUUCUUCAAUUUUUAUUUCCAUAAGGUGCAUGCAAUGCAUCACUAGAUUUUAAUUUUUGCUGGGGAACUGAGUAACUCAGCAGUAAAUUGACUACUUUUAAAUUAUCUUUUAAUAAUAUGCUUGUUUCGAUGCGGUCCCUUACUUCGACUGUUUUAAAUAACUACCAGAUCCAGACAUUUUUCUGAUUUUCAAAACAAUACUUUCGGUAAAUUGCAAUAAUAUAAAACACGUGCUUGCUUUAUAAUUUUUAGAAUCCAUCUGUCGAGUUGCAGCUGCACAGGUCAGGCUUCGCACGCGUUGUUGUAUUCAUAUGUUGUAGGUACCGUUAUAAAUACAGCUAUAACUUCGUUUCUAUUUCGAAUUUCUUGAUAUAAUUAUAGAACAGUGUUCCUAUGACGUGACACUAAGAAAGGUUUUAACUCAAAAAGUAAAUUUUUUAAUUUAGAAAGUAAAAAUCUCCUUAAAAAGUUUAUUUAUACUCAAAAAGGGGGUCUUUUACCUACCAAUAUCUAAUGAGCUCCAAGUAGAGUAACACAUUACAUAAUGUGGUCAUUUUUUUAAGCGAAGGUCGUUUUUUUUCGUUCCAUUCCUUGCUACAGUUUAUGUUUGUAGUUUGGUAGUAUAUUCGAAUAUUUUGUCAAUGCGUACAUUGAUUGAAGCUAUUGUUCAUCUUAAGGGAGGUAUGGUUUGAAAUAUUUAUUUUUUUUAUUAUUUUAAAUGAAAGUGCAUAACUUGCAUAGAACAUGAAGAAUACUCUCUGAAAAUGUCAGAUUGAUCGGAGCAAAAUUACAAGAGAUACAGCGUGUUGAAUAUCCCUACCCUCGACUCGCUUUGCCGCGGCCUCGCGCCAGCACGCUUGAGCGUAGUGAGAAAUGUUCAACAACUGUCCGCCAUCUCUUUUGUAGAUUCCUCCGCGAUUCAAAAAACAUAUUCCAAUCUGCAUCACUGUCCGAUUUGACAGACAAAUAAGAAGAUGAGUAACUAUGUUUAUGGGAAAUAAGCCACAAUUAAAUUGAAAAAAAUAAUUUUAUUAACGUUUCGACGGCCAAAUUGGGUGUCGUUGUCACAAUACAAAAUACUACUAAAAUAAACAAAAAUGUUGUUGCAAAGUAAAAUAUUCUUCUAAUAAUUUAUUUAAUCUGACUCAUUUAUAUUGGUAAUUCAGACAUACAUAUAUUAUACAUUUUAAAGUAGAAGACUUUAAAAUGAUAUUGCCAAUAUUUAUGAGUUGCCUUCCUGGGACGACUUUACUGAAAGAUAGUUCAUUCGAUUACAUGAAAUCAACCCCAACUCAAGAAUAUCCGUCACAAAAAAUCAUAGCAUGUGAUCUGUCUUUAAAAAGACAACCAAAUGCAACUAUAGCAGUAAAAUUUUCGCGUUAGAGAUUCCAUAGUAAAUCACGAGGAAAUUAUGCUAAAUGAAACCAAUUGUGUCGCAAAUUCCUCGGUAGAAUGCAGUAGGAUGUGGUUACCCAUACUGAAAGAGGAAGUCAAUAAGAAAAUACCACGAUUAGUAAGUCAAUAACAUAUCGAGUUAGUACAUAUUUUAUUAUUACCUAUUGUAUAUCUAUGUAUUAUUAAUAUUAUUUAUAAUUUCAUUUUUUGUUGUUACAAUUUCAUUUUUUUUUUUACUUACGAGUGAUACCAAGAACUUAAAAAUCGUUAAAAAUAAAAAAUCUCGACAGUGUUACCUCGAGAAACUCAUAAGCUAAUAAAAUAUUUUUUGGAUGUUUUGUUUAAUCCAUUGAUGAGUUCUGAUGUCCACAGUAAAAUCCAUUUUUUUGAGGUGUCUGUAAAAAUUUGCCACCGUUGUUUAAAUGUUCUGUGAAUUGUACUUAAUAGGCUUAUUUAAUUCAAAAAUCACAAAAAUUUGCUUGAAAUGUUGAUUUUAAACCGUACCCUUCCCUAAAAUCUUUAACAAUGAAAUACACCUGAUGUUGAAAAUAUAAUCAGAGCAAUAGUCCAAGAGGCAGCGCUGAAAAAUCUCUUUGAAUUUACUAAAGCUACAUUUUUCACAGUUGAUUACUGUGAUUGUGUAGAAAAACAUACUGCGGUCGGCCAAGCGAAACGUAGAACAGGGGUUACUGAGAGGGUAUCAAAGUUGAUUUCCUACGAAGGUAAUUAAAUCCAUUUGCUAAGGCUGAAAAUCAGUACAUACAUUCUAAAUUGAAUAUAAAUAAAAGUUAUUAUAGUCGGUCAGCUGUGUGACGGGACAGAGCCGGUCGGUCGGCCCCAAUGAAUAUACAGGGUUAUUCACUAUAUUUUGACCCUCUUGUAAACUGCUUAUUAUUUACAGAAUAAGAAAAAAAUGUAAAAUACAAAAGUUAUUCGAUUUUUUACAUAUAUAUCGUACUAGUGACGUCAUCCGUCUGGGCGUGAUGACGUAAUCGACUAUUUUUUAAAUCAGAAUAGGGGUCGUGUGCUAGCUCAUUUGAAAGGUUAUUCAAUUCCCUAUUCAGUAAUAUAAACAAUAACAUGAUUAAUUAUACAGGGUGUCCAAAAAAAUUAUUUAAUUAAAUUAAUUGUUUAAUUAAUAAUUAAAAAAAAAUGUUGGACACCCUGUAUAAAUAAUGAUCUUAAUGUUUAUAGUACUGUAUUACAGAGAAUUGAAUAACCUUUAAAAUGAGCUACCACACGACCCCUAUUCUCAUUUAAAAAAAUAGUAGAUUACGUCAUCACGCCCAGAUGGAUGACGUCACUAGUACGAUAUAUAUGUUCAAAAAAUCAUAAUUAAAAAAUCGAAUACCUUUUAUAUUUUACAUUUUUUCUAAUUCUGUAAAUAAAGCAGUUUACAAGGGGUCAAAAUAUAGCGAAUAACCCUGUACAUUCAUUGGGGCCGACUGACCGGCUCUGUCCCGUCAUACAGCUGACCGACUAUAAUAAAUUUUAUUUAUAUUCAAUUUAGAGUGUGUGUACUGAUUUUCAGCCUUAGUAAAUGGAUUUAAUUACCUUUGUAGGAAAGCAACUUUGAUACCCUCUCAGUAACCCCUGUUCUAUGUUUAGCUUGACCGACCGCAGUAUGUUUCUCUACACAAUCAAAGUAAUCAACUGUGAAAAAUUUAGCUUUAGUAAAUUCAAAGAGAUUUUUCAGCGCUGCCUCUCCGUCUACAACUUGGCAGCACUACAUUUUCCCGUAAUUUUUGGACAGUCUCUCCAUGUAUCCAGCUGUUAUUUGUUGUUAAGAUUUUACGUACUAUAUGGAAGAUUUUGUCAAUGUGUACAUUGAUUGAUGUCAUUGAUCAUUUUAAAAUUAUUAACGAUGAAAUGCAUCCGAUGUCGAAAAUAUAAUCAGAGCAACUUGACAACACCGCAUCAUGUUUCAUUUUUGGACAGUCUCUCCAUGUAUCCAGUUGUUUUCUGUUAACUAAGAUUUUAUAUACACUCACCGGCAGAGAAAACGGGCACCCCAAAAAUGGGUCAUUUUUAAUGUCUUGUAUUUCCUAGACCUGAUGUCCGAUUUAAGUAAUUUUUUUAAUAUGUUAUAGCCUUAUUCUUUAUCAAUAUCGCUGUAAUAAUAUUGUUGCUAGACAGGUACAUUGUCAUUGUAUACAGGGUGUACGAUUCAAACUGUGUUUUUUUCUCAAACUUUGGAACACCCUGUGAAAUGUUCUAGCUUUUAUAAAAUACUAAAAUUAUAACCAAACUAUAGCCUCAGAUUUUCUUAACAUUCUGUUUUUUGAUUCAUUCGCUUAUGUUGGAUAAUAAAAAAGUUAAGCACUUUAACAACUACCCCUGUUUUUCGUUAAUACAGGGUGUUUUUAAAUAAGUACGGCAAACUUUAAGGGGUAAUUCUGCAUGAUAAAAUAAUGACAGUUUGCUUUAUAAACGUAUACCCGCAAAUGCUUCGUUUCCGAGAUAGGGGGUGUUGAAAUUGUUCUUACAAACUGACGAUUUAUUUAUUUCUCUAAAACGGUUUGUGAUAUGCAAAUGAAAUUUGGUAGAUUUUAAGAGGUAGUUAUUGCGCAUUUUUUGGCAUACAAUUAAGAAUUUUAUAUUCACCAUUGGCGUGCAUACGGGUAUAAAUAUUUUAGAUAUAUGCACGUAUGCACGCCAAUGGUGAAUAUAAAAUUCUCAGUUGUAUGCCAAAAAAUGUACAAUAACUAGCUCUUAAAAUCUACCAAAUUUCAUUUGCAUAUCACAAACCGUUUUAGAGCAAUAAAUAAAUCGUCAGUUUGUAAGAACAAUUUCAACACCCCCUAUCUCAGAAACGAAGUAUUUGCGGGCAGAAGUUUAUAAAGCAAACUGUCAUUAUUUUAUCAUGCAGAAUUACCCCUUAAAGCUUGCCGUACUUAUUGAAAAACACCCUGUAUUGACGAAAAACAGGGGUAGUUGUUAAAGUGCCUAACUUUUUUAUUAUCCAACAUAAGCGAAUGAAUAAAAAAACAGAAUGUUAAGAAAAUCUGUGGCUAUAGUUGGGUUUUAAUUUUAGUAUUUUAUAAAAGCUAGAACAUUCCACAGGGUGUUCCAAAGUUUGAGAAAAAAACACAGUUUGAUUCGUACACCCUGUAUACAAUGACAAUGUACCUGUCUAGCAACAAUAUUAUUACAGCGAUAUUGAUAAAGAAUAAGGCUAUAACAUAUUAAAAAAAUUACUUAAAUCGGACAUCAGGUUUAGGAAAUACAAGACAUUAAAAAGGACCCAUUUUUUGGGGUGCCCGUUUUCUCUGCCGGUGAGUGUAUGAAUAGAGCGUAUGUAAUUAAAAGUCGUGAAAUGGUAUACUUAAAAUAUUUUAUUUUUAUUGUACAUUAUAAAUAUUUUAAUAAAGCAAAUGAAUUUUAAAACAAAA